Messenger RNA from Boleophthalmus pectinirostris (great blue-spotted mudskipper), 1626 nucleotides. RefSeq names its product carnosine N-methyltransferase 1 (gene carnmt1). The record is from RefSeq and is a predicted model, not a curated record. Lineage: Eukaryota; Metazoa; Chordata; Actinopteri; Gobiiformes; Gobiidae. Gene Ontology annotation, molecular function: S-adenosylmethionine-dependent methyltransferase activity.
GUGUUUUCUUGUUUCAAACAUGGCGGAGAAAACAGAAAAGUGUCCUCCAGAAAAUGGACCUUAUUUUCACAAAGAAAGAUUAAAGUACAGCCCAGAAGAAGAGGCCAGGCUGGAAAGAGAACACUUUUGGAGAAUUGUCGAUGCUUUUAGAUAUUACAGGAUUCAUGUCCAGGAGAUAGUCAAACGUGCUGAACGACAGUUUUUGAGUCUGCCAAAGGAUCACCAAGCUCUGCUCCCUGGUGUCCUGAUGAAUUUAACUCAUGUCAGUGAAUGUGCCAACUCUAAUAAUGAAGUGCUGCAAGCAAUUGUGAACAACAGCAUCCACAUGUUUGAAAAUAUUGAAUAUGGAGAAAGGGAAGACCCAAGAAGACAUCCGACAUCUACAUUUGACAUGGACAAACUUAAAUCAACAAUCAAGCAGUUUGUCAGAGACUGGAGUGAAGCUGGACAGGCUGAAAGGGACUCCUGCUACCAGCCCAUUAUUCAAGAAAUCCAAAGACUGUUUCCUAGUGACAGAUUUGAUGUGUCUACAGUGAGUGUGCUGGUCCCAGGAGCAGGGCUUGGUCGUCUGGCCUGGGAGAUAGCCCGUCUGGGUUAUAUCUGUCAAGGAAAUGAAUGGAGCUUCUACAUGCUCUUCUCCUCUAACUUUGUUUUGAAUAGGUGUGAAAAGGUGAACUCUCUGACCCUGUACCCCUGGAUCCACCAGUUUAGCAACAAUAAGAAAUCCUCUGACCAGACAAGACCAAUCCAAUUCCCUGACGUAAACCCCCAAAGCCUGCCUCCGAGCUCAGAGUUCUCCAUGGUUGCAGGCGACUUUGUAGAAGUCUACACAGAGCCAGAUUCCUGGGACUGUGUGGCAACUUGUUUCUUUAUUGACACGCAUAAUGUAAUUGAAUAUAUAGAAACAAUUUGGAAGAUUCUUAAGCCUGGUGGGGUAUGGAUUAAUUUAGGUCCUCUCCUGUACCACUUUGAGAACAUCGCCAAUGAACUGUCAGUGGAACUAAGUUAUGAAGACAUCAAAGCAGCCAUAGUUAGAUUUGGCUUCCAAAUAGAGGUCGAAAAAGAGUCAGUCCCAACCACAUAUACAGAGAAUGACUGUUCCAUGCUGCGAUAUGUUUAUGACUGUGUCUUUUUUGUGGCACGGAAACCUGAGGAAAAAUGUUAUAAUGGAUUUAAAGAACAGGGUUUGCCACCAGCUGCUAAAACACCGCGACGUGAGGAUAUAAAAUUCUUAACGUGACCUGUGGACAUUUGUUGGACAUUCCUAACAAAGUAAAAAGAUUGAAGAUCACAUAUGGACAUUUACUGGCCUACUUACCCUAGUACUAUGAAACUCUAUUGACCUCUAUAUAAAAUAUGAAGUAUAAGCAGGAUGAGGAAGAAACAUCUUUUGGAGAAAAUGUUAAAAGUUUCAAAUCAAGAAUGAAUGGGUUUCAUUUACAGCUUUGACAGUGAGUACAGCCCAUCCCAGAGGUAAAUGCCAACAUUGUAGUAUGUGUCAGUAUUCCAAUGUGGUGCCAAUAUCUUCUAUUUGCAUUUAAAUGUUUGUAAUAUUCUUGACCAGAGAUUGUCUACUUUUAAUGCUUUUUAAAUAGUAAUACAAAUAAACUGUACAAGAGCACUUUG